AUGUCGGAUGCUGUGUACUUGUCCGCCAUCUUGGCCAUGUGGAAGUACACGAGGCUCGCCAUUGUGCGGCUGGCUGUAGGCACAUGGUCCUUGAUGUCGCGCAGUUGCCCGCAGACACUGACUACGGCUCAGCAUGUGGGCAAUGCGCCCUACCAACGUGAAUUCCUGUUGCUCUGUGCUCAUGAUAUGGACUUCAGCGCGACGCUGGGAGGAGCUCUAGAUGGCAACUCAGGGAUUACCACGGCGUAUGUGCCCCCGCCAAUUCCGAAGGGCACCUACGACUACGGUGCGGGCUUCUACGACCCCUUGACAGAGCAGAUCAUGUCCUACGACGGCAAGCAGGUCUUGGGCUAUGUUGGCGAGGUGGAGGAGAAGUGGAUCAAGGACCAUUGCCGAAAAGGGUUCGAGGACGUCAAGUUUCCUGGCAUGGAGGGCGAGUCGCCGGACGCGGGCCCAAGCGAAGGCUAG
Messenger RNA from Symbiodinium natans, 468 nucleotides. NCBI's taxonomy places the organism in Eukaryota, Dinophyceae, Suessiales, Symbiodiniaceae. The record is from the annotation of a GenBank genome assembly.